Messenger RNA from Sus scrofa (pig), 955 nucleotides. NCBI's taxonomy places the organism in Eukaryota, Metazoa, Chordata, Mammalia, Artiodactyla, Suidae. The record is from the annotation of a RefSeq genome assembly.
AUGUUCAUAAUUAAUAUUCUAAGCCUAAUUAUUCCUAUCCUACUGGCCGUAGCAUUCCUCACCCUAGUAGAACGAAAAGUGCUAGGUUAUAUGCAACUACGAAAAGGACCCAACGUUGUAGGCCCCUACGGGCUACUCCAACCCAUCGCCGAUGCCCUAAAACUAGUCACCAAAGAACCCCUACGACCAGGCACAUCCUCAAUCUCCAUGUUCAUUAUUGCACCAAUCCUAGGCUUAUCCCUAGCACUAACAAUAUGAGUUCCACUACCAAUACCCUACCCUCUAAUCAACAUAAAUCUAGGAGUACUAUUCAUGCUAGCCAUGUCAAGCCUAGCAGUCUACUCUAUCCUAUGAUCAGGAUGAGCAUCCAACUCAAAAUACGCACUCAUCGGGGCCCUACGAGCAGUAGCCCAAACAAUCUCAUAUGAAGUAACACUAGCAAUCAUCCUACUAUCAGUACUCCUAAUAAAUGGAUCAUAUACUCUAUCAACCCUAAUCACAACACAAGAGCACAUUUGAAUAAUCUUUACAUCCUGACCCCUAGCCAUAAUAUGAUUUAUCUCAACCCUAGCAGAAACCAACCGAGCCCCGUUCGACCUUACAGAAGGAGAGUCAGAACUUGUAUCAGGCUUUAACGUAGAAUAUGCAGCCGGACCUUUCGCCAUAUUCUUCAUAGCAGAAUAUGCCAACAUCAUCAUAAUAAAUGCAUUUACAGCAAUUCUCUUCCUAGGAGCAUCCCACGACCCACACACACCAGAACUAUAUACAAUCAACUUCGUACUAAAAACACUCGCAUUAACAAUCACCUUCCUAUGAAUCCGAGCAUCAUACCCACGAUUCCGAUACGACCAACUAAUACAUUUACUAUGAAAAAGCUUCCUGCCCCUAACACUAGCUCUAUGUAUAUGACACAUCUCACUCCCUAUUAUAACAGCAAGCAUUCCCCCACAAUCAU